GCAUUAUUGAAGUAGAAAUGGUCAAUUCCUUAGCAAUAAUUAGGCACAAAUGUGUCUUUCUUUAGUAAUAUUGUAAUAUCCUUUGUCUGACAAUUUAGAGUUGACUUCUAAAACGUUGGGUUGGAAAUAAUGUUGUCUUCACACAGGCUGUUACGAAGCAGACAGUGAUGGCUCAACUUGCAUCAACGGAAACCUUUGAGUUUUUGUUUUACUUUCUUAAUGUUUCUUUAUUUGAAGCUGCUGCGCAUGGAGAAUAAAAUAUCGUGGACCCGAGAAAGUCAUCAUUGCUGUAUUAUUACUUAUACUGUAUAUAUGUUUCAGAAUUUCAGGCCAUUGUUGACAAAAAUAGUGAAAGAUUUCUGCUUGAUUUUGAGACAUGGCUAGUUCAGUUACUGGCGAUGCAGAAACAGCGAUAUCAGCAGAUUCAAGCACCAAACGCCGUGGUGGAGGUUGGAUUACCUUUCCGUUUAUGAUAGCUACGUUGUUAGGCUUGACAAUAGCUGCGUGGGGUUGGUUACUUAACUUGAUCGUCUACCUGAUCGAGGAAUUCAACGUGAAGAGCAUUGCAGCGGCUCAGAUUGCUAAUAUUGUUAGUGGUUGUAUCUGUAUGGUUCCAGCUGUUGCAGCCAUUGCAUCUGACUCUUUCUUUGGAACCAUUCCUGUUAUCUCAGUUUCAGCUUUCAUUUCUCUUAUGGGUGUAGCUCUACUGACUCUAACUGCUUCACUUGACACUUUAAGACCUAGACCCUGCGAAACAGCUUCAAUACUAUGCCAGUCUCCUUCGAAAACCCAGCUCGGAGUCCUUUACACGGCCAUAACUCUAGCCUCUAUAGGAACAGGUGGGACACGGUUCACAUUAGCAACUGCUGGUGCGAACCAGUAUGAAAAAACUAAAGACCAAGGAAGCUUUUUCAACUGGUUUUUCUUCACAACAUAUCUAGCCGGAGCUAUAAGUGCAACCGCCAUUGUCUACACCGAAGACAAUAUCAGCUGGACCCUUGGGUUUGGUCUGUCUGUAGCCGCUAAUUUCUUCAGUUUUUUGGUUUUCGUCUCGGGGAAAAGAUUCUACAAGCAUGACAAGCCUUUGGGAAGUCCCUUCACAAGUCUACUAUGCGUCAUUUUCGCAGCAUUACGCAAAAGAAAAGCUGUGGUUUCCACCAACGAAAAAGACUACCACAAUGAAUCAAUCACAAUGCCCACAAAGAGUUUCAGGUUCUUUAACCGUGCAGCAUUGAAACAGGAAGACGAGGUAAAACCAGAUGGCACAAUUCGCAAUCCAUGGAGACUAUGCAGCGUUCAACAAGUGGAAGAUUUCAAAGCAGUCAUAAGAAUCAUCCCUCUCGCCUUAGCCACAAUAUUCUUGAGCACUCCAAUCGCAAUGCAACUAAGCUUAACAGUUCUUCAAGGUCUGGUGAUGGACCGGAGGCUUGGUCCUAGCUUCAAAAUCCCUGCAGGCUCUCUCCAAGUCAUAACACUUCUCUCCACUUGCCUAUUUAUCAUAGUCAACGAUAGGGUUCUCUAUCCAUUUUACCAAAAGUUAACGGGAAAGCACCUCACACCGCUCCAACGAGUUGGGAUAGGCCAUGCGUUCAACAUUCUAAGCAUGGCUGUGACUGCCAUAGUUGAAGCAAAGCGAUUAAAGAUAGUACAGAAGGGUCAUUUUCUCGGAUCAUCAUCUGUUGCUGACAUGUCAGUCUUAUGGCUCUUCCCUCCUCUAGUCAUAGUAGGAAUCGGUAAGGAUUUGAUUCCGGAUAAUAAUUCAUUCUACGAGUUCAGAUCAAUCCGACCAUGUUCUUGUUUUUUGGUUGCAGGAGAGGCCUUCCAUUUCCCAGGGAAUGUAGCUCUGUGCUAUCAAGAGUUUCCAGAGUCUAUGAGAAGCACCGCAACAUCGAUAACCUCGGUGGUGAUUGGGAUAUGUUUCUACACAAGCACUGCUUUGAUAGAUCUGAUUCAAAGGACCACGGCGUGGUUACCAGAUGACAUAAACCAUGGAAGAGUUGACAAUGUUUACUGGAUUUUAGUCAUAGGAGGAGUCUUGAAUCUUGGCUAUUUUCUUGUGUGUUCUUGGCUAUACAGAUACAGAAACCUCAAGGAUGAUGAUCAUAAGCAAGCUGCAAAUGUCUCUCACUGAUCUUUAAGCUGGAGAAAGAAAGAACAUGUCCUUUGUUGUUAUCAUUUGCAUUUCUUUACAGAGAGCUUUGUCUGAAAGUAUCUCCAAUUUGUAGCCAUUGAAAAACAGUUUUUCAUAUGUAGAAUUGAUUUGGAAAUUUGUGGUAAUAUAAUCGUUUUGUUUCU
This is a messenger RNA of Arabidopsis thaliana (thale cress), 2295 nucleotides long. It is a transcript of the gene NAXT1, whose product is annotated as nitrate excretion transporter1. Lineage: Eukaryota; Viridiplantae; Streptophyta; Magnoliopsida; Brassicales; Brassicaceae. Gene Ontology annotation, biological process: transmembrane transport. The record is from RefSeq and is marked reviewed. The transcript is spliced from 4 exons. Gene Ontology annotation, cellular component: membrane; plasma membrane. Gene Ontology annotation, molecular function: transmembrane transporter activity. The coding region runs from base 377 to 2131 and encodes 584 amino acids.